AUGCCUGCGGCGGAGCCGCUCCUAGCCGCUUUUGUUGCGCAGUGGAGCGGGCGCGUGGCCCGCUCAACAGUGGACACCUGGGUGGUGGGCCUCUCUUUCUGGCAUGCACUGCAUGGCGCCCCAUGGCAAGGUGCAAAAAUGCUCCGGGUAACUUGUUCAGCUAUUUCCAAGUCUGCCCCAGCCUCGAAAGAGAAGCGGGCGCCCGUCACGGUCGAGCACCUGUACGCAUUACGUGCCAACCUUGACCUCUCCGACUCGUUCGAUGCCGCGGUAUAUGUGGUAGCAUGUGUCGCGUUUUGGUGCUGUCGUCGGCUUGGCGAGCUGGUCAUUCCUUCUGUGGGCGCGUUCGACCCUGUGAAGCACGUCGCGCGCUCAGCUUCCGUUGCAUAUCGCACGCUACCGGGAGGCACGCAGUACGCUGUCUUCCAUGUGCCCUGGACCAAAACGACUAAGCAACUCGGCGCCGACAUCAUUGCCACCGAAUUCGGCGACCCAAGCUCUGCCGUCGUUGCCCUGCGCCACCAUCUGCAGGCGAAUGCCCGUGUCCCCGCGCAUGCUCCCUUCUUCGCGUUCGAAACGAGCGACACGGCGGGUUGGGUGCCGAUGACCCGCGACUGGUUCCUCAAUCGCGCCAAUGCGGCCUGGGCAGCAGCCGGCUUUGAGCACCUCACAGGACACUGCUUUCGCAUCGGAGGAGCGACCGAGCUUCUGCUUCGCGGUACCCAUCCGGAUGUGGUCGCGACGCAGGGUAGCUGGAAAUCACGCGCUUUUCUCGAGUAUUGGCGAAAAAUUGAGUCUAUUUUACCUCUCUUCAUCUCGCGGUCGUUUACUUCUUCUCGUUUGCAACUGGCUUCCACUGCUAUGGACUCUUUCAAGAAGAAGUACUCUCUGUAG
Molecule: messenger RNA, 894 nt
Organism: Sparassis crispa
Lineage: Eukaryota; Fungi; Basidiomycota; Agaricomycetes; Polyporales; Sparassidaceae
Exons: 2
Coding region: 1-894 (297 amino acids)
Biological process (GO): DNA recombination; DNA integration
Molecular function (GO): DNA binding
Source: RefSeq, a predicted model, not a curated record